Messenger RNA from Rana temporaria (common frog), 1135 nucleotides. Its product is annotated as TGF-beta receptor type-2-like. Gene Ontology annotation, biological process: transforming growth factor beta receptor signaling pathway; heart development; protein phosphorylation. Lineage: Eukaryota; Metazoa; Chordata; Amphibia; Anura; Ranidae. The record is from RefSeq and is a predicted model, not a curated record. The transcript has 3 exons. Gene Ontology annotation, cellular component: plasma membrane; signaling receptor complex. Gene Ontology annotation, molecular function: ATP binding; transforming growth factor beta receptor activity; transforming growth factor beta binding. Bases 90 to 470 code for a protein of 126 amino acids.
UACUGGGCUCCGGCAACCCCCCGAGCCACAAGCGUCCUGAGGGCCCCUCUUGUAUAACAUGUAUUCCCCAGGUUGGGACGGCACGGUACAUGGCCCCUGAAGUUCUGGAGUCUCGGGUGAAUCUGGAAGACCUCGAGUCCUUCAAGCAGAUGGACGUUUACUCGCUGUCCCUCGUCCUGUGGGAGGUGGCCUCGAGGUGCGACGCCAUUGGAGAGGUGAAGAAUUACGAGUUGCCGUUUGGCUCAAUGGUGCGGCAACAUCCGUGUGUGGAGACCAUGAGGGACGUCGUGCUCCAUGGAAGAGGCCGGCCAGACAUUCCCGACUCCUGGCGGAGAGAUCCGGGAAUGGAAAUUCUUUGUGACACAAUCGCCGAGUGCUGGGACCACGACCCGGAGGCGCGACUGACGGCGCACUGCGUGGUCGAGCGCUUUCACCUCAUGGAACAGGUCGGCUGCAUUGGAAUCGGCUGAAUAAUUUUUUCAUCCUACGAGGACAACCUGAUUCAGUGGUGACCUUCCCACCGCCAUGUUGGGUCACGCCCCUCCGAAAACCCUCCACCCCUCCCACGUGUGGAGAUACAGAGAAUGGGAGGGGCUUCCUGUGCCAGAAUCUGACCAAUGAGAGGCACAGACGCAUGUCUUACCCCGGAAUCAGGACACAGACAAUGAGGAUGGCGGGAAGGAGAGGAUGCUGGGAAUUCCAACUCCAAGUUGCACUAUUAGGACUAAAUAAUUUGUAAAUAUAUGAAAUUUCAGGACUUCUCCUUCUAUGAUUUAUGGCAUCAAAAGUUUACAAUGACAGCUCCACCCCUUCCCCCCCCUGAUACUCUACUUCCUGUAUCCUCCCCCACUGAUACUCUACUUCCUGUAUCCCCCCCCCCACUGAUACUCUACUUCCUGUAUCCCCCCCCACUGAUACUCUACUUCCUGUAUUCCCCCACACUGAUACUCUACUUCCUGUAUCCCCCCCACACUGAUACUCUACUUCCUGUAUCCCCCCCACUGAUACUCUACUUCCUGUAUCCCCCCCCCACUGAUACUCUACUUCCUGUAUCCCCCCCCACUGAUACUCUACUUCCUGUAUCCCCCCCCCACUGAUACUCUACUUCCUGUAUCCCCCCACACUGAUACUCUAC